CGCCGACGUUCGUCUUUACUAAGAGAAGUGUAUAAUUAUGAUACAAAAAUCGCAGCGGAUACGCUCCGUCUGUGCGAGUUUCAGCACGUUUCAACCAAUGAAGGCCGUAUUCACGUGGAAGAGAUUUGCAACUCACUGCGCUGCUCCGGCACGGCACAGACUUCGCGCUAUAGCGUGGCCCACGUAGACGUACAGUAGGUUUGACGCUCGGCGCUUCUCGUGGAAGCUUGUAUGAUGCCUCGCUGCACCUGCAACCCACGAGACUCACUUAAUUGUCAGCCAAAGCGUAGCCUUCCUGCUUACAUGUACCGCAGCUGGCGACCUGCGCGUUCAUAGUGUUUUCGACUAUAUGGUAUUGUAUGCGCGUGCUUGUCCCAUUUGAAGUUUGCUCUGUUCGCACGCAGGAAGACGCUGUCGAAGUGGCUUUUCGAAGGGAACGUCUCCUAAAGUCAAAUUGGAGCAGAUAACUUGCAAGAAAACAACGUACGUGGCCGUUUGCCUUGACAACGUAUAUUUACAUCAGCCCGGCGUUUAGGCAAUACGGCCUUUUUUGCACGCUUGCUGUAUUUGAAAACAAGGUGAAGACGAUCUGAGAGGAAGAAGACACAGUGGCCGCACGCGGUCUCGUUUAACGCUCGGAAUUCACAGCCGAUCCCCAAGUGUUCGUUGUGCCAGGACACCGAGGAACAACCCCAACAACAAACUCGGAAGUAUUAGCCAGUGUUCAGACACAAGAGCCGAGACAAGUCUGUCACCACACUGCCUAAGACGCACUCUCAAAAGACAGACGUCAAUGAUGGAGGCGCUGUCUCAUCCGAGAGUCCUGACCUACCUCCGGCACCUGGGAGCUUCCGAGCGCUCCGAGCCCACCUUGGACUACCUCGACCGACUGAUCAGGGCGCACCUGGAGCGGGUCACCUUCGAGAACCUGGACGUGCUGCUGGAACGACGCAUCAGCCUCGACGCUGACGCCGUACUCGGCAAGGUGACGGGGCGCGGCCGUGGAGGCUACUGCUACGAGCUCAACUCUCUCUUCGCCCGCCUGCUGCUGGCGCUCGGCUACGGCGUGUGCCUGCGAGCGGCCCGCUUGCGUCUCACGACUCCCGACGACUCGCCCGUGCGCACGCGCCUCACCCACAUGUUGCUACUGGUCGAGCCCACCGACGGCCGGCGCUACUUCGUGGACGUCGGCAUGGGGCAGUGCGGUCUGCACCGGGCACUGCCCCUGGAAGGCGACGCGACUCCGUUCCGUGUGCGCAGCUUGGCCGCGACGGAGGCCCUCGAGGUCGCGCUGCCCACGAGCGACGGCGGCUGGAAGGUCUUCUACGUCGUGGAACCGUACGACCUCGACUGGGUCGACUUCAGAACGUUCCACUGGUACUCGUCGACCAACCCGGACAGCUCGUUGAGGCGCCUCCUCUUGGUGGGACGCCGAUCGCCCCGGGACGACGGCUGUUGGCUGCGGCUCGUGAACGACCGGUUCGUACGCUGGUCGCCGACGCGGGGAGUCGUCGAGAAGCGGGUGAUGCGGGACGAGAACGACAUCCUCGAGAUUCUGCGAGACGAGUUCGGGCUGAACCUGAACGCGGCGGACGACGAGGCACCGCUGCGUGUUCGCUUGCGAGGCCUGCUGGAGAACUUGAGACUGGGUCAGAACCUCGUUCAGAAAAAGCCGAUGUGGCCGGAGUGAUAACUGCAGCGCGCUCG
Molecule: messenger RNA, 1707 nt
Organism: Dermacentor silvarum
Lineage: Eukaryota; Metazoa; Arthropoda; Arachnida; Ixodida; Ixodidae
Product: arylamine N-acetyltransferase / N-hydroxyarylamine O-acetyltransferase-like
Exons: 3
Coding region: 794-1690 (298 amino acids)
Molecular function (GO): acetyltransferase activity
Source: RefSeq, a predicted model, not a curated record